Messenger RNA from Dermacentor andersoni, 2461 nucleotides. RefSeq lists its product as uncharacterized. NCBI's taxonomy places the organism in Eukaryota, Metazoa, Arthropoda, Arachnida, Ixodida, Ixodidae. The record is from RefSeq and is a predicted model, not a curated record.
AGCACGUGCGCUGAGCCGUUGCGAAUGAGCGGUUGUUUCAGUUGUGUUGAAUGUCUUGACAGCCGCUAAAGUAUAAGUCUGCGUAAACCGCUGCUAUUCUGUCCGUUUCUGUAUGUUUAUGCUGUCGUUAUUAACUGAUUUACAUUACACGGAACGUCCCGCAAAACUUAUCUUCGUGCCGCUUUGAGAUGGCCACAGACCGGGAUGAGGUGGAAACAAUCUUGAGCUCCAUCCUCGCAAGUGAGAAGGACGGUCUCACCUUGCGACGCCUUGACGAUGAGUACCGGGCAACUGUGGGAACGUGCGUACCAUUUGAGGAGUUUGGGCAUGAUACCUUGGCUGAGUUUUUGGAAAGUAUGCCCGAAGUGGUGUCCCUACAGAGGGGCUUCAACAAAGACAUUGUUGCACAUGCAGCCUACAAUGCUGUGACUGCCCAUGUGACGAAAAUGGUUGCAGAGCAGAAGUCAGGACCAGUGAGAGUACGCAAGCAGCAUGUACAAAGACCCUGUCACUGGAAUGUUCACCCUUACCGCAAGCGGCCGUGGUCUUCUAAAAACUCCACUGCCAGGGACACCUACAAAUUUGCAAGCCGCAGCAGUGGCCUGACUUCAGGACCGGCGUAUCCAGAGACUGCGGGCCAUUUUCAGACACAAGUAGAGUUCUCCACUCCCACAAGGAAGCCACUGGUGGAGCUUCCUGCCAAUGUUGAGCAGCUUGGCAGCUCACAGUAUUCAAACAGACGUGGAGCCAGUCAGAAACGCCGUGACAUGAAGUUCCCCACGACUGAAAGCUUCAUGUACGGCAAUGGUUGGUACACGGCCAACGCAAUGGCGUGGACAUCCUUCCUGAAAGCGGCUGGCAUAGUCCGCCAGAGGGCAGCCAUGUACGCCAGGCUGUUGAUGUUGCAUGGUGUGAAUCCAAGCAGCAUGUGGCUCCUCACAGGACAGGACAUAUUCCAGAUGGGCAUUGGUGAUUUCCGUGACAUCCACCUGAUUCAAGAACACGCUCAUCAGCUCCAUGCCAUGCACCGCUCUUCAGUGAUAGCUGACAAUUGGCUAGGAGGAGCAGCAUACCCUGGCGCAUUUAGCGAAGGCUCUGCAGAACAAGAUGGCGUUCGGACACUAGUGCACGUCCCAGUUCGCCACAACAGGCGAUGGGCCCGUGCCAAGGGCCACCAUGAACAUUCAGCGACCUUGGAGAACGAAUGCUGGUUAGAAGACGACCGACUGCACUUGACUCCACCGCUUAGGCGCACCCGGAUGCUAAAACUGAAGCACGGCUUUGUUCCCACUCCUCUGAACUUGAGGUCUGUUGUCGGCGGGUCUUCUAUCAAGUGGAGGCUUGGCUGGCGUAAUUGAGGAUAGCUCUCUCAUCUCAUGCCACUUGUGUAGUAGUGAUGCUCCAACUUGUACUCCAUGUUGUGCUGCUGAAACACACUGUACAGCAUUUUAACUGCACAACUUGCAUGAUCUGUACAGUGCCAAGCUUGGCUGCAAGUGCAAAGCUGGCACACGCUUUGCUUUGAAGUCUUUGGAGACCGUGACUUCCUGUACCUGAUUAAAGUUGGACAACCACAGCUUGUGCUCGUGUUCUAUCUUCAGCAGUUGCUUGUAACUGUGCUGUUCAUUCUGAAGUCAAACGUUAAACCUCUGCAGAUUACGUGUUGGAUGUCUUACGUCUUUUCUGUGUUUGAUUCUUCUCUGAUUUUUUAUUAUUGUUGCACUGUUUGUCAGUACUAACGUUGAUGUAAGCACCAGCAACUUUAGUGCUGACCAAAGUACAAUCACAAAAGUUCAAAUGGAGUGAGGACAUGCUGAACUGUGAAGAAACUGUUUGUGUGCCAUCCGCAAUUAUUGUAAAAUACCUCCUCUCUGCUAAUGCUGAAGUGUCUGGUUUUAUCUUCCUUUUUGUUUUUCAAACCCAAGAACGAUAGUUGUUUCAUAAUUAUUUGAAGACUGACAUUUCUGGGAGCUGUUUCAUUAACGUCACUCUAGGAAAAAGUAGCGAUCACCCUUUAACAGGUCUGGGAGAGUGAUGUUUACUCUGUUCAGCAUUGUAAUGUUAUGCAUGUACAUAACUCAUCCAAAUUUUUCCUGGGUACAGCAAGUUGCUGCUUAUCAUGCCUGGUGUAAACUGUGAUGGCUCCCAUUUGGCAUGUUAUGCAACUAGUCAUCAAAUUAUUUCCUUUGUCUUACAGUGUUGAUUAUUGUGUUAAUAUUUCUUAUUGCUUUAUGGAUUGGUGUGAGGUUACCAAUUGAAAAGGUCUGCCCAGACUUAGUGGCAAUUUCAAUACUAGUAAUAUGGUAAUCCACAAGCACAUUUUGUCCAUCCCAUCUCUUGGUGCAAUUUGUGGCUCACAAGCACACUGGCAAUUGAUAGUUUGGGAAAUUGUGUUGCUCCUGCCAAAUUUACAAACUUUUGCCUGUUUGUCUGUAGUAAACUUAUUGCAUUCUUGUGUUAA